AUUGAUCUCCAAUGUUGUCAAUCUACACACAGUACGGUGUUCAGCCUACUAUGACCUCGCUUGUCGAUCUCCGUCAUUCGCAUCCAGCAAUCUAGCGAUCCUUGGACAUCGUCAGAUGCAUGGAUAGGUGGCUCAUCUAGAGCGAGGGUGCGCCGUCCCGUCAUUGACAUAGCUCUUCUGGAGAUUCGUGAGACUAAUCUGUGUUGGAAAUCUAGAGCGUACGACACUGCAAAGCUAAGCAUUUGUGCAGGAAGCUCGCAAUGGUCCGCGACUUUGCCAUGGUUUCAUCAACGUUCGAUCAUUCCAGGAAGCCACAUCGCCAUCGUUAGUUUCGAGUACUGAUUCAUUGGACUCCUGAAUCUCCCCUGUCCUCUGCUUCUGCGUGGCUCCCUACCACGCGCCUUCUUGCCCUCCUUGUGUAGCCUCCGGGAGCUCGAAAGUUCGUCGUAUCCCUUGCCAUUAUCCCCCUCGGCCCUCCUGCGCUCAUGGCCACCCUUCAGCGCCUUUCAAUAUCACUACCAAAGCUGGGUGAUCAUCAUACGGAUUUGUGGAGCCCAGAAGUUCCAGAGUAGAACGCCUGCAAGAGAGGAACUCCGGUAUCGUCGUCCUUGUGCUGGACAUGUUUCUGAUGUCGUCUAUGUGCCAAAAUUCCUGCCAUCAAAGUCGAUGCCAUCGGAAACAUCUUCAUCUACAUUGAUGUGAGAAAUGCCGACAGGAAAUGCUGGUGGGAUGUGCUUCCCCAGAGGCGACAGGCAGGUUGGCUAUUUGUGUACCAGAGCAACCUACAGUAAAAUUGUCUUACGAAUUUCAAUCACGAUGAUAUCUAUCAGACUAUGAUACCGCCGAGGCCUAGAACUCUGCUUCCCAAGGACUUGAAGCGUCUUUAAUGAAAGGUACGAGGUUAGGGAAGUGAUCAUCGCUAGACCGUACAGCCUUCCAUCGUCGCGGAUACAAGCUGCGUCGUUAGGUAGUUGUCUGUAUCUUGUUCUCGUCCUCCACUGUCUCUUUGUGGCCCUAGACAUGCUCUUUACACCUUUUCCUCGAGGCUACUCAGUGGUAGUCUUCAUUUACGCCUUCAUUUUCUUCAUCUCCGCCUCCAGUGCACUCACCAACGUCACUGUCGAUGAUCAGGGCGCAGACCCCACGACGACGUAUGGCAUAUCAUACACAUCCGGUUGGAGCAUUGGGCAGACGUGCACUGGCUGUUCAGCUCAGCCAGAUCCCGCACAGGCUCAUGGUGGUACUUGGCACGAUACGACGUAUGAUCCAUCAAUAGAGGGUCGGAACACGCCGCAAAACGCGACGUUCGACUUCACCGGAUCGGCCGUAUAUGUUUACGGUAUUCUCUCGCACUCGACAACAGCGCCUGUUAGUGGCGCGGACAUUACGUUCUUCAUUGACGGAGUCAAAAGGGGGAGCUUCAGUUUUACACCGAACGGCCCUCAGAAUACGUAUACGUAUAAUCAGCUACUCUUCACGAUUGACGGUCUCGAAGAAGCGUCGCAUGCGUUUGUGCUGCAAAACGGACAAAUUGACGGGCCGAUCAGUCUGGUAUUGUUGGAUUACCUGAUAUACACAAAGUGAGCACGCUG
Molecule: messenger RNA, 1592 nt
Organism: Phanerochaete carnosa HHB-10118-sp
Lineage: Eukaryota; Fungi; Basidiomycota; Agaricomycetes; Polyporales; Phanerochaetaceae
Exons: 4
Coding region: 1021-1584 (187 amino acids)
Source: RefSeq, a predicted model, not a curated record